GUGUGCAUAUGCCCGAUUUGCAGGCAUGGCAACGAUCCCACAACAAGGGAUAUCAACCGGGCAUCAAAUCACAAAUCAAAUUGCGACACCUUUGCUAACUAUUCCGGACUUUGUAUAGCAUUUUGUAAAAGAUGGACAAUCAUGUUUAUGGAGGUGGCCCCCAGCAGCAACCCAACGGUAUCUUACCACGACCUCCAUCCCAUUCACGGAGACCACAACCAUCGCCCCCUCAGCAGCACCAAAUGGAACCGGCUGACCUCUUAGAUGACGAAGAUAACGAAUUUGGAGGAGACAGGAGAGGAGGUGGCGACCUUAGUUUGGAGCCUCAGAGACCAGCCCCUCCACCCGCGUCGAGAAGCAGCAGGGGACACGGCGAUAGGGAAGUAUCCAGGUCAAACUCUCGUGAAAAGGAGUCUAGUAAAAUAUCUGGAAUAGCUCCAAAAUUUUUAAAGAUUGCUGUGAUUGGUGAUUCUACAGUUGGAAAAACAUGCCUGUGUCACGCGGUCACACUGGAAUCUUACACAUUCAACAAAAAUUAUAAUCUCACCUGUGGAGUUAACGUAUACCCAAAAGCUGUCAAAGUACCGGAUCAAGCAACGGGUGAUCCCGAAACAAGUGUGGAACGUCUCAACAUGGCGUUAUUGGACUCUUCUGGAAAAGAUGUGUAUUUAGACUAUCUCCCGAAAUAUUGGGACAAGUUGGACGGCUUCAUUUUGGUUGUGGACCUUACCAAUCCAGCCUCACUUACUAAUGCGGAAGACUGGGUCAAAUUGGCUUUGAGUUCCUGUCCGAAGGGUAGCAGCGAAGUCCUUGGAAUCCUAAUCGGGAACAAAAUGGAUCUCUCCGAGCGGAGAAAAAUCAGCCCAACGACAGCGCAAGAGUUUGCAGCAAAACAUAAUCUCCAGUAUUUCGAGUGUUCAGUGAAAGAAAAUUCAGGACUGGAAGACCCACUGUUUUUCUUGGCACAUAAAUACACGACAACAAUUGGUUUGUCAUCAAAUACAGAUGACAAGGAAAAUGUGGACAGAGGAAAAUAAAUUUAUACUUUAUUUGUAAAAAGACUUACACACUAAUUACUAGCAUAUAGUAUUAUUAAGUAAAUAAUUAAAUAUGAUGUACUACUGACCCCGGACCAAGUCGUUAUGAUUGUCAUCUAUUCUUUUGUAAAUUGUUUCGUUGGUGUUCUGGUCAGAAAAUAAAAACGAUUUCGGGGGUGGACCCCUUGAAUGAA
Messenger RNA from Folsomia candida, 1231 nucleotides. Its product is annotated as intraflagellar transport protein 27 homolog. The coding region runs from base 132 to 1037 and encodes 301 amino acids. NCBI's taxonomy places the organism in Eukaryota, Metazoa, Arthropoda, Collembola, Entomobryomorpha, Isotomidae. The record is from RefSeq and is a predicted model, not a curated record. The transcript has 6 exons. Gene Ontology annotation, molecular function: GTP binding; GTPase activity.